ACUUAGCACCCAGUAGAGAUUACUAUGUAUGAACGAAGUACUACACAUGACAAACCUGACAUCAAUAUUGCAUCAACCCCCUCCAAUGGCACUUAAAUAGCCACCUCCCAUCCCGCUACAUAAACAUUUACCCAACAAUCCAAUCGAAUAUCUGCCCUCCACAAGACAGACACCAAGACCUCCACCCAAUCAACUCAUUCUCCCAACCAACAAAGCAAAAUGUCCAACCGCUACGAACGCUCCGCCGAAGACGCCUACGAGGCGCAGAACGACCCGUCCCCGGUCUCAGGCACCUACCGGGACAACACCUAUGCGCAUGAGACGCAGUCCAGCCUGAGGGGCCAGAUCCCCGUCGCCAAGGACGACGAUUAUUAUGAUGAUCCGAUGCAGCCGCCGUACUCGAACUCGGAUGAGCAGCUUGCGCGCGAUGAGGACGAGGCGCUGGAUCAAUCUAAUGUGAUUCAGGGUCGGACGCGUGGGGCUAAGCCGCAGACUAGGAAUAAGUAUAAUGAGGGUCCCGGAGAGGAUGACCUGCCCGAUGAGGUGCGGUAUGGAUACUCUGGCGUGUCGAGAUAAAUUUGUGGGUGGAAAUGAGAUGAGAAGGGAGUGUACGAGCAUGAUGGUGUGAAUUGAUUGUGUAUUGGAUGUAUUAUGUUAAGUAGUAUUUGAUGAAGAGGUUUCAGAUAGGUAACGGUUCAAUUAAGGACAUAAUUCAUAAAUCGUUGAUU
Aspergillus ibericus CBS 121593 is the source of this 728-nucleotide messenger RNA. RefSeq lists its product as uncharacterized. Lineage: Eukaryota; Fungi; Ascomycota; Eurotiomycetes; Eurotiales; Aspergillaceae. Bases 220 to 576 code for a protein of 118 amino acids. The transcript has 2 exons. The record is from RefSeq and is a predicted model, not a curated record.